Messenger RNA from Olea europaea var. sylvestris, 1177 nucleotides. RefSeq lists its product as uncharacterized. The record is from RefSeq and is a predicted model, not a curated record. The transcript is spliced from 5 exons. The annotation marks the transcript as partial. Lineage: Eukaryota; Viridiplantae; Streptophyta; Magnoliopsida; Lamiales; Oleaceae.
UUGGUAUCAGAGUCAAAAUCGUUCCUUCACCAUGCCGCCAAGGAGACGUCCUGAAGCCCGUGAUGCCCCGGUAGAGGAGCAACCUGCGCUUGCAGCCCAACAUUUUGAGGAUUCCGAUGAUGAGAAUCCGUUUGCACCACUUGAACAACCAUUGGAUCUGCCAGUACGCAGGAGAAGGGAAUUUCAUGGUGGGUUGAGUCCAGAGGAAUUCUUGGAUCGGGUGAUUGCAGUGGAUGAGAUCUUGGAGUUUAAAUGGGUUCCUGUCAAUAAAUGUGUGCCUCUCGUUGCGACGAGGCUCCGUAGGCGAGCAGCGGCGUGGUGGCAGCAGACUAAAGUGAUGAGAUCCAGGCUAGGAAAACCCAAGCUUGCAUCGUGGGACAAAUUAAAGAAGCAUAUGAAGAAACAGUUUUCGCCUUACAAGUAUGUGCAGGCCAUGUACCAACAACUGCAGAAUCUGCGUCAAGGUGGGAAAAUGGUUAGUGAUUAUACCAUGAAUUUUUAUAUGUUGGUUACGAGGAACGAGAUGAUGGAGACGGAGGAGCAGUUGGUGUCACGGUACGUGGGUGGUCUUUGUCCCCAAAUACAGGAUACUCUCAAUAUGUUUGAUCCUGUGACAGUUUCUGAAGCACAUCAGAGGGCAAUACAGAUAGAGAAGCAACAGUCUACGAGAACUACUAGUCCUUUCAUUGUAGGGAGUUCUUCCAGCCAUAGGCAGUCUGAGUGCCCCAAAAAUCCGCGCAAGGGACCCUUUGUGGAUGAGGAGAAUGACGAUUAUGAAGGUCCACAUGUAUUUGACAGUGAAGGCGUAGAAGAUGCAACAGAAGAGAAAGAGUUUGUGGUUGGUGAUGUGGGGAAGGUAUGUAAAUUUGUUAUUGAUUCUAGUAGUUGCGAGAAUGUGGUAGCUGAGGAGGUCUUUAAGAAGUUGGGUUUGCAGACUGAGAAACAUCCCAAACCGUACAAAUUAACCUGGCUGAAGAGAGGCAAUGACGUAGAAGUGUCUCAACGUGCUCGAAUCAGCUUCUCAAUUGGACCUACCUACAAAGAUCAGGUUUUAUGUGAUGUAGUAGAGAUGGAUGUGUGUCAUUUACUGUUAGGGAGGUUGUGGCAGUUUGAUAGGCACUCGUUGCAUGAUGGAUAUACCAACACGUACAGCUUUCUGUUUGGGGGAAAGAAAAUU